AUGUCGUCUGUUAGGAAGCCUCGCGCUCGCUCACCGGCUCUUUGUUGGGCUGGGAGCGGCAGCAGCGCCGGACAUGAAACGGUGAGCGACACGCCGCUGAUCCGGGCGGCUUCUGUUCGCUUUUUGGAAGAACAUGCAAUACUGUCUGACAGUGACUUUGAAUGUCCAGCACCUCAGAGAAGGAGAGUGAGCCAGAGACAGAGAGAGAGAGGGAGAAGGCCCAAUAAGGAAAACCAAGAAGGACAUCAGGAUGCCAAAUCCAGUGGCUGGUUACACCUGGAAAAAGGGAGAGUGGAUGACAGGCAUGAAGGCGCUGAGAACUCUUCUCCCGUGUCUGACUUGACGCCUACUGGUCUAGAGGAAGAUGAAAAUGUUGAAGAGGCCAAUGGAGAAAGUCUGCUGCAGGAUUCUGUGAAUCCAUCACAAGAUUUAAGAUCAAGCAAAGUAGUGAACAAGGAGGAAAUAACAGAAGUGUUACAAGCUCAUAGUAAAAAGGUGAUCACUCCGAGCUACAGACGAAUUUUCAUCAGUAGAUUAGAUGUUUGGACCACAGCCUUCCGAUACUUUCACCAGGACCGCUUUGCAAGGCACCACGGUUUGCUCGUGGUCUCAUUUGCUUGUGAUCUGCACACUUUUAAAAUGGAACCACCAGACUGUGGAGGACCAAGGCGAGAAUUUUUUCGUCGGCUUAUUAAAGCAAUCUUUGAAGACAGCGGAGCCUUUGAAGAGUCACCCAAUGGUUUUAUACCAAAACUGAACACCAGUCAUUUGGAAAAUGGAGUGUACCGGACCAUUGGAAAGAUGAUGUCCACCAUAAUAAUCCAGGGGGGUGAGCCCCCAGCACGUCUAGCACCUUGUGUGGUGGACUACAUUUUGGCUGGAGAUGUCCUCCAAGUGAAUGCUACACCUGAUGAUGUCUCAGCCUCUGAGCUUAGAGAAAUGCUGAAAAAGGUGGAAACAUUGAGCACAGAAAGAGAGCUGGAAGACACAGUGAAGCAAUGCGAUUCUUGGCGCUUUGAGGUGGAAGGUCUUCCAAACCCAGUUAAUAUGAAUACUAAAGAUACGUUUGUGAAGAAGGCAGCCCUCUUUCAUGUAAUCUUAAAAAGACAAGCUUGUCUUGAUCAGUUAAUCGAUGGACUGUCGUACUACGAGGUACUUCCACUUUUCAGAGAAAAUCCUAGCAUGCGUAUUUUUCUUGACAUGCCUAAAAUAAAGAAGGAAUUUACUGCCGAUGAUAUUGCAGGAAUGUUUAUGCCACGGUAUUCUAAGUUUCGUAGCAGAGUAGAAGAGGAGACGAUGGUGUUAAAAUUUCGUGAAUUUCUCGAGUAUAUACAAGGUAAAGAACUUAAAGAGAAAUUGUAUUUCAGGAUACUGACCAAAGCAGAGAAGACAUUUUUGAAAACACUGCGCCCUGUCGACAUUCUUCAAUUUGCAACAGGGAGCAGUACAAUUCCCACUCUUGGAUUCAAUCCACGUCCCCACAUUGUAAUUCUUUAUGGUGAUCAAACAGGCCUUCCAAAAGCAAACACCAGUAGAAAUGAGCUUCAGAUUUGUUUCAAUUUGUCAAACAUGUCAAUUUCUGAUGAAUUUAAUUAUUCAUUCAUUCAGGCUUUGAUGAAUAGUCCUGUGUGCCGAUAAGGUCCCUGCACCUGUAGCUGGAAUAAAGAAAUUCAACAUGUUGAUUCAACCAUCUGUGUUUUCUUUUCA
Messenger RNA from Erpetoichthys calabaricus (reedfish), 1707 nucleotides. Its product is annotated as G2/M phase-specific E3 ubiquitin-protein ligase-like. The transcript has 9 exons. The record is from RefSeq and is a predicted model, not a curated record. Gene Ontology annotation, molecular function: ubiquitin-protein transferase activity. The coding region runs from base 1 to 1638 and encodes 545 amino acids. Lineage: Eukaryota; Metazoa; Chordata; Cladistia; Polypteriformes; Polypteridae.